Macroventuria anomochaeta is the source of this 2238-nucleotide messenger RNA. RefSeq lists its product as uncharacterized. The coding region runs from base 1 to 2238 and encodes 745 amino acids. The transcript is spliced from 4 exons. The record is from RefSeq and is a predicted model, not a curated record. NCBI's taxonomy places the organism in Eukaryota, Fungi, Ascomycota, Dothideomycetes, Pleosporales, Didymellaceae.
AUGACGACUCGGUCGGAAAUACUCACCUCCAACCCAAUAGGCAAAGGGCUAGAUAGCUUUCGUAAUACUUACGCUUCAAAUUCGAUAGACGAAAGCGUAGACAAUGAAGGGCUAAAAAUCACCAUCCUCGACUUAAUACUUGCCUUACUAGGCCUCCCGGCUUCUCGUUUGCUACCGUCGAAGCGCGGCGAUGGAAACCUACUCGAUGAUUUGUUGUCGCUGAAUUUGGCAGUCAAUCGCAACAACCUCGACACUGCGCGGAUCAGACCUCUCCUCGAUGCGGUCCUCGACAAACAGCCUGAUGAGGUCAUCUGGGAUGCUGUAUACGACGCCGUCACCAAAUCAACUCCCCCUCCCCGUCCUCUCUCGUCUACCCCACAAACGCCGUGGCUUUACAACACCAGCAGCUUCUCCAACUCGAACGAAUACCGUAAAUACGUGGAUGACGUGCUGAAAGAGGAGCCGGGGGCUAUGUACGUUGGGGUCCCUGGUUUCUUUGAGGCCUUCUUCGGCAACGUCGCCAGUCUCAAGCCAGCAGCACAGGCCGUAUUCGCAAAAUGCAAAGAAGGGGACAAUCCACUGUACCGAGAGGAAAGCGGCUGGCAGGGUUGGCCUGAGGGGGCUAGGGAGCGAGAUGUCCUGAGCUGGUUUGCAGAAACUACAGGCAAGUUCGUGGACUUGGCAAGAGAGUACCAGCCGGACUCUAGGCCUCGACGGCGACCGCUGGUACAACCUCACCAGCCCCUGCAAGGCUCCACAGCAGACCGCAAGUUGGAUGUCGGCUUUGUGGACGACCCGAGCGCCGGCGCGGACUCCAAAUACCACUGGAAGCAGAUUCUCGUACCAGGAGAACUCAAAAGCAAUCCAUCAGCCGAAACAGCCUCCAAAACAUGGCUCGACCUGGGACAAUAUGCACGAGAAGUCCUCGCCGCUCAAGACAGUCGCCGCUUUGUGCUUGGCUUCACAUUGUGUGGAUCGCGCAUGCGGCUGUGGGAGUUCGACCGACUUGGUGGUAUCGCCUCCUCGCAGUUCGACAUCAAUGAAGACGGGCUACGAUUCGUAUCCGCACUUGGAUUCGACCCUUCUAUUAUCACGGCUGGAAGUAGUCGGUACAUCGAGAUCGAACGGAACAAUCAGAGAGAACGUCUCAUCAUUGAGGAGGUGAUACAGCGGGCACCUUGCAUCGUCGGCCGAGCAACAACCUGCUGGAAAGCCUAUCGCGAAGGUGAUGAGUCGCGAAAGCCCCUUGUCAUCAAAGACUCGUGGCAGUUUCCAGAGCGUGAGGAGGAAGGCCAGUUGCUGUGCGAGGCCACCAAUAAGGACGUGGUCAAUGUGGCGAGAUACUAUUACCAUGAGACGGUCUGUGUGGGCGGCCAGGAUGACAACGUUCGCGCAAACGUUCGACAGAGCCUAGACACAACGAGAGCAACAAAUUACAUGCCAGAGAGCACACUGCCGCCUCCAAGCAUGGCGGGACGUCGCGUCUUGCGGAAAGGCCGAAGCAGCAGCGCCGUCGGACAGAAGCGAUCCUCAAGCUGCACAGAGGCGUCGCUGCCGCCUAGCAAGCGAACUUGUUCGAGCUCUCUGGUAAAAGGUGGAAGGGCGACAGCGGAUCGAGUGCACCGUCGCGUUAUUGUCCAAGACUACGGGAAGCCCAUUUACAAGGCAAGUUCUAAGGUUAGCCUUCUGGCUGCACUGGAAGGCUGCAUCGCUGGAUACGAGUCGCUACACACGCGGACCAACAUGCUACAAUGUGACAUCUCACCAAACAACCUAAUGGUGAAUGAAGAGGAGGACAACCCCUCCUGGCACGCGUUCUUGAUCGACCUGGACCUUGCUAUCAAGGAGAAUCGCGAGAAACCGUCAGGGGCGCAAGGGAAGACGGGCACAAGAGCGUUCAUGGCGAUUAUCCUUCUUCUGGGUGUUUUUUUUUGGAUAUGCAUUCACUACAACGGGUCGCAGGCGAGAGUGGUCCAACAGUUUGACAAAUGGAACUAUGCGAACACAGAGGAGUUAGCCAAGCUGAAGCUGGGCACAGUAUCAGAUGAUGACAUCUUUCGCAAAACUACCCUGGAGCAUUUCACGGAAUAUUACCAACCAUUAAUACCUUGUGUCAACAGAUUGCGGAGGAAGGUAUUCCCCGUUGGCAGAAGAUGGAAGGAUCCGAAUCCGAAGCUGUAUGUUGAGAUGAAAGAGAUACUCCGGACAGCACAGGACGAAUUGAAGGGUUUAGAGUGA